Molecule: messenger RNA, 6503 nt
Organism: Lepisosteus oculatus (spotted gar)
Lineage: Eukaryota; Metazoa; Chordata; Actinopteri; Semionotiformes; Lepisosteidae
Gene: tp53inp2b
Product: tumor protein p53 inducible nuclear protein 2
Biological process (GO): positive regulation of DNA-templated transcription; autophagosome assembly
Cellular component (GO): nucleus; autophagosome
Source: RefSeq, a predicted model, not a curated record
UAUGUUCUAAAUUCUGAUCCAAGGAUCAGCUGGGCGCAGCAAUAACAGAAAAAAAAAUCUGCAGGAAAAACCAAGGGUAAAACUGCAGAUUUGUUAAGAACAGCAUCAAUGCAGUUUGAAUGCACCACUUCUUCUGAGAAGAAAAGCCUUUUUAUUUUUUUAAUGUUUUAAGAACUACCUCAUUUCAAAGCUUCCUAAAGCUGUACUUGACGAUUGUUGUUUUUAUAAAGUAUUUUGAACGUUACGUUUAUAACUGAAAUAAUACGACAAAGGCAGGCCUUUGCCCUAACACCACGUGAGACCUCACAUUUGCACUACACGCUUCCUUGCCUGGACUGAGAUUUCUGCCUUCUGGAUCAAGAACAGCCAGCACAGAGCACAGAGCUUCCAGUUCUCCCAUUUCAAAAGGCAGCUACGCGGAGGACCUCCUCCUCUCCUUCCCGCAGUCCCGGUUCCAGCCGAGCCAUGUUCCAGCGACUCACCAGCCUGUUCUUCGGAGAGGUGGAGGAGGUGUACAAGGAGUGCAGUGGACCCAAACCCUGCAUCUCGGAGGCCGACGAGGAUGACUGGCUCCUGGUCAGCCUGCCUGCUGCACGCUUAAAGGAAGAAGGCAGCACUCCUGAGGCCAGCCCCAUGGAGGACCUUCUCAUUGAGCACCCUAGCAUGUCUGUCUACGUCUCCACCGGCAACCAGUCUGUAGCCGAGGAGACGGGGAGCCUCGUGCUACAGGAAACCAGUCAGAGGGUGGACCCCGCCGUCUCAGCAGGGCGGGCUCUCUCCAGCCGCCCGCCUCGCGGCUCCGCCUCCCAGGCAGCGGCCUUGGCCAAGGUGGCCCAGGUGAGCCGGGUGCAGAGGGCCAAGGCCCGUUCGGAGCGGCGCCAGCUGGGCCGCCAUCGCCUGCAGCGCCAGAACCGCCUCCGCGACCUCCCGCGGCACAGCGGGCCAGCCCGCGGGGGCUUCCUGCACCAGCCCUGCCAGCGCCGCUUCAACUACUGAGGCCAGCGCCAUCACCACCAUCCCCCCCCGCCCUACAGUGUAGUCAGCACAGGUCAUUUUAACCUUCGAAAUAAAACCACGUACCACUACUAGCUCUGCAAAGAUGUCUACAUUUGCAUUGCUAAUAUGAGAAACUUAACCUUUCGUGCCCACCAGCUCUCACUUUCUCUCUCUCCCUGGAUUAGUGGUGGGCAACCUGGCGCAGGACAGUCUCGUUUAGAUGUGGCCCCUGGAAACUGUGGACUUUAAAAUCUGGACUAAAAUCGGUUUUAAUAAGGUGCUGUUACAACCAUUUAUAGUAAUCCCUCAAUAUAUGUGCUUUGUUUGGUCCUCCUAAGUUAAAAGGUUGUAUAAGGGAAAUUAAAUGACUUCCUGCGUUAUAAUCUCCAAUUGGUUCCAGAGCGCACAAAUGUUCCAUGAAACACGCAGACUUUACCUUAAUACAGCACUGAAUGGCACCUAAGUAUGAAAAUGAUAACAUUUCUAAUUAAUUCAAGUAACGUGCAUAAAGUUAUCGCUCGAUAAACACUAGGUAGAAAAACAAUAACACUCCUGCUCAUUUACAAGUGCAGUACAGUAGUUACAUCGUUAACAUUAGUCGUUAGCACAUGCAUAAACAUUAGGUACUAUCCUGUACUAUAUGCACUUAACACACACAAGCCUUUAUUAUAAAGAAAUCCUCAACUUUAAAAAAAAAACGGAUUAAAUUCAGCAUCCAAGAAGAUGAGAGAAAAGAAUCUCAGCAGUUCUGUACGAGAGCCCAGCUCCUAAGAGUGAAGAUCUGUUCGUUAAUUAAAAAAAAAACAGUAUGAACAAACACUCAUAUAGGGGUUGUUCAUAUAAUGAGGAAUUACUGCACUAUAAAAAACAUUAAUUAAGGUUUCCCGUGGUCCUGCUGUUUCUUGUAAGAGUUGUUGCUGGAGGCUGAGGCUAACCUCCAGGGCCAGAAAUAUAAACCUCCACUCUUCCCUGUGGCUGCCACUCACUGUAGAGACCACAGAUGAGAACCACGUCCCUUUAUCUUGUACUGUCCCAGCUAACAACCCAGGAGCUGAGUAAUGCUCAUUCUAGUUACCAUUUUACAUUCUUACCCAAGAGUACAUAGGGGUCGAAACCUGGACUGAACACCAAGAGAGACUUUUGGGGAAAGGUUAAGUCUAUUUCAAAGGUCUACCUCUUUUCUAUAAAGGGCUUUCAUACAGUACAGUGCAGCUGGAUGUCUCCCUCUUCAAUCUGACUGGAGUGUGUUUUCAUAUUAAAAGUCCAGUCUGAUAUAAGAGUUGUCAUGAGGCAUCAGCGGAAUGUCUGACGCUGUUAAAGCAGGUGGUUUCCCCGCUAGAAAGGCUGAACGACAGGAACUGUGAUGCCAAGUGUUAACAUAUUAAAAAAUAUCUGCCAAUUCCCAUGAGGUGGAAAACAGCAGCAACUCAGGUUUCAAUUGCAGGAUUGGCUUUCUGUCCCGCAGCAACUAAAGGGUAGAGAAACAGGUCAGGUGGAAGUUAAAUGAGUGGUGUGGAGAUUUUUUAAUACUUCGAGGUUUUAGCAUGUAGGUGAUGUGGUAAGAGAAAGAGUAACAGAUUAACAGGAUGUCAGUGAAGAGAGAGGAAGAGGAAGGGAAAUGGAGCAGAAAGGAAAAAAGACACAGCAAACCGUUUACUGUAAAUAGCAGUUUCUUUAACUUUAAAACCCCAAAAAGAUUUGGCCUACAUCGCUCAUUAACUUUAGAGUAGUUAAUUAAUCUGAGAAUCCAAACCAGCCAUUUCUUUAUAUAUGAUAUAAAGGUACAGUAUAUGAUUGGCUUGGUUAACGUGUUCCCUGUAUAGCCACAGUUCUUUGUGUCUACAAAUUUCCCAAUUUGUAGCCAAAGGAAACUAUUUAUACAAGCAAACAAUUAUAGCAUGAAACACUUCACUGGACUUCAUUCAGCUUAGUGGAUGAACUAAGGAUUGCUUACUAAGGAAAAGCAAGGAAAUCCAUCUAUGAAGUGAAGCAAUGGUAUCAUUAUGCAAUACAAAAAUUAAAACAUCACACUUUAGUUUAAGGGAUGCCAAAAAUAAAUGUAGAAUCUGUAAGGAGUUAUUGUUACUAACAUGCAACAAAUCUACAGCAGGGGCAGGUUGUUAUCAUAAGUACAGCUCUCUACUAAUGUUUUAUUAACAAAUUCCAGUUUUAAAACUUUUUAAAAAGUCAUUUACAACCACUACUCUGAAGUACUACCAAAACAAGGUAAAUAUACUGUAUAUGGAAUGAGACUUGUCUCAUGCUGCGGAAAAAGUAAAUAUUCAACUGAAGUCCAGUCCUGCCUAUGAAUCAUUUUAAGCUUGAAAGACUUUUAGGUUUUGCUGCAUACAAGCUUGUUAGCUGCCACCAUCUUAUCAUGUGCAGGUCUUAGUAGGUGUUGCAUUCAAUGAGCAACUGAAGACAUUUAUUGGACAAAAAUUAGUCCAACCAAGGAUCCUUAAAGAUCACAGGAGGUCAGAUUUUAGAUGAUAUAUUUCUUCUGCCAUUUAUUGUACAACGGUUUCAAGAUGAGCAAAGUAAUGGACAGAUGAUAAGACAGACUACCUUUAUCUUUAUUAAGAUUGUUGCAUGAAGCCUCUCCUGUUUGAAAUGUCCAGACACUCAGUUUCAGGAACAGCUGUCAGACGCUGCAUUAUGUACAGUAUGAAAGCCUUUCUUUUCUAGUUCAUGAGUUCCACCAGUUACAAUUUACAGCAUUGCCUAAUACAGCUGAUGUCAUGACAGCACACGACAUGACAGUGUGAGUAACACUACAGAGUACAGAGUACAAAGACCACUCUCCUUUCUCAUCCUGGCUUGUGUUAACGUCAACAUACAUAUGUGUAUGUUAAAACUUUCUUCUUCAAGCACAGAGAAGAAGAAAUGCACUUCAAUCAGGUAAAACGCUAAAUGCAGUGUAAAGACAAAAAAUCCGAUUUCACUUUAGCGAUCAGUAUUUGUGAAAAAGAGAGCUCUAUUGCGUUCACAUAUAUGAUUCCUUGAAGUGUUUCCAUCACUGAAGCAUGUGAAGUCUCAUGAGUCAGAAUGUGACUGUUUCAUUGCCUUUUUCUUUAGAAAUAGAUUCAAAUGUAAUAAUGUCCUCCACCUAAAGAUAUACAUAUAUUUUAAAAAAUAACUAUGGUGCUGAAGUAUAUAAAGAUAUACUUGUCUGUAAAUUAUAUAAAACAUGGAUGUAAGUUUGCAUAAUGUUUCACAUUCUUUUUGAGUCAAGUUUUAGCAGUGUGCUGUUUGCUGUUAUUUUUUCUGAACAGUAAAAUCUGUGUGUGAGAGGACUGUGAUGUCGAAGAAAAACUGAAAAGUUCUUGAGAUGCUAGAAAAUUAUAUCCGUGAUGUUCACUGUACUUUGUUUUUUCUUCUGUGAGUGUGUUGUUUUUGUUAGGAGGUUUUAAGACAGGGCUGUUAACAUUUUUCAGUACUUUUACAUUAACUCACCACUUGACUGCUUAGUCAGAAAGAAACCAAAUUAAUCCAGCUCAGCCUAUGGCAUUAAGCCUACAGCUUCACAACAGUAGCAGAGUUAGAAAAACAAGUUUAUAACAUUACAUAGUUAUUCAGCUGCAAUAAAACCAAUAGAAAUUUCUUACACACUGCCCUCUAGUGGCCGUGAGUGUAUGUAGUUAUAUAAAAUCACAUGGUAUAAAUUGUAUGUUUUCAAAAAAUGUUUUUGCAGUUUUUUUUAGUUCUGUGCAAUUCAGUGGGAAUGAGGGUGAAAACAUAUUAACAAUGUUUGAGUGUGAUUAAUUUCAGUCUAUAAUUGCUAAGUCUACUUAAUGCUUUUAUACUGAGAUUCCACAUCUUGCUUGCUUUUAAAGUGACCAAAUGAAAUCUAUGAUUAGAGUUCUAAUGAACAAUUCAUCAUUUUGAGAUUCAUAUUUCAUGAAUUUUGAGAUUGUGUCUUCCUACAGCCAGAAUAUUACACCCCUGGCUAGUAUAAAACAGUUUAAAAGCUCUAGAAACCACUUCUUCCCAUCUGUUUGCUAAUAUUUCAAACUGCAAAAACCUCUAAAUUUAACAUACAAUCUGCCGCAGUCUAGUGGUAGGUAAAGCUCCUAGGGUUGUUACCUCAUUUAGAAUCUUUUUUUUAAAUGAAAAACUAGUAAUAUCUACCUGUUACUAGAUCAGAUCACAUCCAGCAUUUUUCUUUAUACGAUGGCUGAUUCUUUGUAUUAGCUUUUUUUAGAUAUUAUGUCACUAGGUGUAAUCCUUCCAAGAAGGUGCAGUAAAUUGGGCAUUUACAGGUACAGUAAACGCAUAUCCUUUACAGAAAACCUUAUGAAAGGUAAUGUACUUAACACCACAUCAGGCCAGCUUCUGCUCUCUAGUCCCUUUCCCUCAUUGCUAAACCAUAGUGCCUCUUUGGUUCGCCUGUCUUCUAUUUCAACUAGCCAAGGGCAAAGAGGAUGAUUAUUACCAAGGCUGUCUUCUGCUCUCAUUUUUCCAUUUACUGUAUGUUUGAUGACUGAGAAAAGGAGCAUUUCCACCUUGCAGUGCUGGAGCCCAGGGUUCAAUUGCCGGGAUGCUGUCUGUGUGGAGUUUGUAUGUUCUCCCCGUGUUCACAUGGGUUUCCUCUGACCGUCCCAAAACAUGGAUGGAUGUUUGCCCGGCUCAUGGGGGCAGCAACUUCCUGUUGCUGUUACCAUAACAUUUGGUUUUUACAGGACAGGGUUGUUAGCCUUGUGCCCAACCUCCAACAUGGAGGACCUGGCGCCCGACGUGGGACACGAACCCACUACCCUGAGAGUAUGAGACUCAUGCUCUACCAGCAGAGCUAGCUGGGGCCGGGGUCCAAAAACAUACUAGCAGGUUAAAUGGCUUCUGGGAAAAUUGGCCCUGGUGCGAGUGCCCUGCAACGGACAGGUCUUGUCUAGGGUGAAUCCCGGCUUGCACCCAUUGCUUGCCAGGUAGGGCCCAACUCCUCCUGUAUUGGACAGAACAGUUAGGAAGCAGAUGGACUCGAGAGUGGACAAGCUGCCCUAGGGUGACAAAUUAGUGCGCAAGGGAUGCAAAGAUUACACAGUGUGAAAAACAGGGAGGAAGGGGGCAUCACUAAAAACUUGCUUUUGUCUCCCAUUUUGUCAUUGAUGUGGUUGUGCACUUAUAAUCCUGGGGGUCAAAGUUUAGGGUCUUACUGGCAGUGUGUCAUCUGGUUUAAGACUAUUGCACCUCUAAUGUGAAAUCUUAUUUUCUAAGGUAUAAGACUUUAAUUGGUAUAAGACUCUCUCUCUUCUCUACACACCAAGAAGAAAAAGAGAAAAAUUAAAUCCCCGUUGUAUCCUGUACCUGAACAUGAUGUAUCUGAUAUUCUAUGGUGUAUGUGCCUUUCUUUUCUGCAUGGUUUGUGAUGUUUUGAAUACUUUUCUAUCCCCCGAGGAUACCAGUCUGUGACCAGCUGAGACCUAUGCAAAUAAAGGAUGGGUGGUCCAGCACCCAUUCUGAACUGCAGGUACUAGAUGAAAGAUCAAUAAACACUCAGGAUGAAACCUGAA